GGUGGGGAAAGGCACAUCUCCUGUCGUCAAUGAAAUUAACCAGUAAAGAUAAUAUUGCUACUGUACCGAAGUAUCCUAACAAUGGAAAUAUAUUAUAUUUCUAUGAGCCUAACACAGAGAUAGUUAGAGGACGCAACAUUGUGUCUGUCAAAUUAUGGAAAACAACUUUCACAGCAGUGCACUAAGCACCUCAGAACCCGUAUGACCUUAGAAGUGAUGUCAAAAAUGUUGUCCCAUUAGCGAAGAAAGUGAGGGGGGCUAAUUUUGCAGUUCGUUCACCCCAUCCACUAAUGGUCCACUAAUUUAGGAGAGUAGGCUAGUCUAGAUUAUUAUUGUCUGUGAACAUUCUUUAAACCCAGUGUAAUAAAACACAUUGUAUAAAUAAUGUAUACUCAUUCAACCCUUUAUUUUGAUCUACUAACGAAGUCUGUGAUUAGUUUCCAGCGGUGAGUUAAGGUGAAGACACUUAAAGGCAAUCAUCAUGAGUCACAGCCCAGAAAGGAUGUCUUCUUAUUGCCGCUACUUCGGGGGCCCCCUCGCCACCUCCUCUUCCUACCAGGUGCGGAUCUCAAGCCCCUCGCCAACUUGUGAUGCUGUGGGGAGACACAUGAAAGAAGAGACACAUCUGGGGCGUAUUGAGGGGCUGAAGCUGGAGAUUAAGGUGAUGAAGGAGAAGAUAGCUCUGCUGCUGAGGGAGUACCCAGAGCUGCUCAACAUCAAGAUGGCCCUGGAGAAUGAGAUAACCACCUACAGGUGACAUCACACCUUCCCCAAUAGUCUAAACAGGCUUCUGCUCUUCUCGCAUCUCAUCUCCUUCUUGAAUAGACAGAAGUGGACAGGUGAAAGCAAAUUCACAGUAGGAAUCAUCCAUAUUGCUUUCACCUAUCCUGGGUUUGUCAGAUCUGUGGAGGAGAUUAAAAAGAGAAGACAAG
Messenger RNA from Oncorhynchus masou masou (cherry salmon), 932 nucleotides. Its product is annotated as desmin-like. NCBI's taxonomy places the organism in Eukaryota, Metazoa, Chordata, Actinopteri, Salmoniformes, Salmonidae. Gene Ontology annotation, cellular component: cytoplasm; intermediate filament. Gene Ontology annotation, molecular function: structural constituent of cytoskeleton. Gene Ontology annotation, biological process: intermediate filament organization. The record is from RefSeq and is a predicted model, not a curated record. The transcript is spliced from 2 exons. Bases 482 to 757 code for a protein of 91 amino acids.